CGGCUUUAAGUGGAGGGUGGAUUUUUUUUCCCUCCAUUUGCCUCUGUAUUCUACUCUGAAAGUAUGUUGUGGUUACUCUUUUUACUUGUAACUGAUAUUCAUGCUCAACUGUGUCAUCCAGAUGCAGAAAAUGCUUUUAAAGUGAGACUUAGUAUCAGAACAGCUCUGGGAGAAGAUGCAUAUACUUGGGAUGAAAAUGAAGAAUAUCUCUUCAAAGCGAUGGUGGCUUUUUCCAUGAGAAAACUUCCCAAGAGAGAAACAACAGACAUUUUCCAGGUACUUUUGUGCAAUGUAACCCAGCGGGUGUCAUUCUGGUUUGUGGUUACAGACCCUACGAAAAAUCACACACUUCCUGCUGUUGAAGUACAGGAAGCCAUAAGCAAGAAUAGGAACCGGAUCAACAAUGCCUUCCUUUUGAAUGACCAAACUCUGGAAUUUUUGAAAAUUCCUUCCACUCUUGCACCACCCGUUGAGCCAUCUGUACCUGUCUGGAUUAUUAUAUUUGGUGUGGUAUUUUGCGUCGUUACAAUUGCCAUUGUGCUAUUGGUUAUAUUAGGAAUUCAGCAACGAAGAAGGAAGAAUAGAGAAUCAUCUGAAGUGGAUGACACCGAAGAUAAGUGUGAAAACACAGCCACAAUUGAAAAUGGCAUCUCUUGCGACCCACUGGAUAUGAAGGGAGGGAACAUUAAUGAUGCUUUCGUGACAGAGGAUGAGCGGCUCACCCCUCUCUGA
Molecule: messenger RNA, 732 nt
Organism: Sorex araneus (European shrew)
Lineage: Eukaryota; Metazoa; Chordata; Mammalia; Eulipotyphla; Soricidae
Gene: CLTRN
Product: collectrin, amino acid transport regulator
Exons: 6
Coding region: 64-732 (222 amino acids)
Source: RefSeq, a predicted model, not a curated record